Messenger RNA from Chelonus insularis, 987 nucleotides. RefSeq lists its product as uncharacterized. The record is from RefSeq and is a predicted model, not a curated record. Bases 47 to 856 code for a protein of 269 amino acids. The transcript is spliced from 8 exons. NCBI's taxonomy places the organism in Eukaryota, Metazoa, Arthropoda, Insecta, Hymenoptera, Braconidae. Gene Ontology annotation, biological process: sensory perception of smell. Gene Ontology annotation, molecular function: odorant binding.
GAGACAUAUUAUUUGACCAUUUGAGUUAGAAUUUCAAAAUUCUAUAAUGCGUUUGCAAUUGGUUGUUUUUGCGAUCACUGCCUUGGCAGUUGGUGCAUUCGGUCACGGCCAUCAUGGCAAGUUCAGGCAGGCAUUUCAUCAUUGCGCAAAUACUACUGAAGUUGAUGGUGAAGUUUUAAAAGCAUGGGUCAACAGACAACCUGUCGAUGAUGACAGAUUGAAAUGCUUCUUGGCUUGUGUAAUGAAGGCAGUUGGUACAAUGAAUGAAGAUGGUCAAAUUAUUCCUGAGAAAAUCAUCGCGCAAAUUUCGAUGCACACACACGACCGUGAAACUAAAGUUGAAUCUAUCGAAAUUUGCAGCAUUAAAAGAGGAAAAGAUGAUUGUGAAACAGCUUUCUUGGUUGCAACAUGUUUACGCCGUCAUCAUGUAUUUGACCGUCCUCAUCAUAGUCAAUCGUGGAAAAAUUUCCAAAAAUGUAAAAUCGAAACAAAGGUCGAUUCUGAACUUUUGAGAGCAGAACGUCGAGGUGAAGAUGUCGAUGAUCCUCAAGUAAAAUGCUUCUAUGCAUGCAUGAUGAAGAGAUUGAAUAUUAUGAAUGAUGAAGGUAAAGUCAAUGUUAUGAAACUCAUCAACCACGUCAACAUUCCUGAAGAUGAUGUACACCGUGUACAAAAAAUUGAAAUGUUCAGCACGUGUGCCAAAAAAAAGGGAACUGAUGAAUGCGAUACUGCUUACCGUAUUCGCAGAUGUAUCUACAAAGGUCUUACUAAAAUGUUCAAAUCUAAUGUCCUUCCUACAACCACAACUGAAGCUCCAAUGCGAGUUCCAAUGGCUAUUACUUCCGACAACGAAUAAAUAUGUGCAGAAUUAAUUCCGAAACAUUUUACAUAAUACAAAAGCUCAAUGUCUCCCAAUUGUAAAUUAUCAAAAUCUUUAUUGCGAAAUCAAUUCUGUAGACAAAAUCGGAAUAAAUAAUUUCCCCCAAA